CCUUCUAAACACGCUCUGCCGUAUAUCACCAGGGGCGCGCGUUCGGUUGACGCUCGCCCAAGGAUUGUUAUUGAAAGAUGAAACACUGUGCCAACCGUCAGUGUCAUAAAACAAAAAGUCAAGAUUCUUUUUGGUGUCCUUACCAUAUCUGAUACUCGUGAGAUAUUCAUAUUGAGAAGGCGAAGACCUAGCACGGAAUCUCGGGAACCUCGACGUCUCUGAGGAAAUACUAACGUGAACAUCACUAUGGCUUCAGCAUCUGCAGCGGUGGAGCUGGAGCAGAAGGAGCCCUUGAACAAGGGAGGGCGCCCUAACCUCUACGAGGGAAAAGGUCCAGCCGAGACUUCAAAUGAAAACGAAAUCUCAAUGAAUGAAUUUCGAGGAAAGAUGGCAACUGAGGGAAGCGACGGUAAGACCCAGACUGAUGCAGAAGCAGGUGGUUCAGCGCCCAAAUCAGGGUUCGGUGGCUCAUGGAAAUGCUGUAUUUUACUCACCGUAGGACUUUUGGUAGCCAUUGUCUUCACGGUUGUCGUUGCUGUGCUGAGUAGUCAAACAACUCACCAAAACAUGCGGUCCAAGGGCGCUAAUGAUCAGAAGUCCAGUGUGUAUCAAAAUGCUGCUGUGGUGACCGACACAGAGAUUUGUUCCACUAUGGGAAAAGAUAUACUCGAACGGGGCGGCUCGGCGGUAGAUGCAGCCAUCACAAGUCAGCUAUGUAUAGGGCUGGUAAACGGCCAGAGCUCGGGGUUGGGAGGAGGAUUCUUCAUGGUCAUUUACGACGCAGCCAACGCAACGUCACACUUCAUCGACGCCAGAGAGACGGCGCCAGCGGGAGCCAAUGAGGCGUACGUGGCCAGUAGGUUGGCUGCUGGCUCCCCGACAGGUAUUAAUUCCACGGCUGUUCCGGGUGAGGUGCGCGGUCUAUGGGACGCUCAUCAAAAGUAUGGCAAGCUACCUUGGGAGGACCUGUUUACACCGGUCAUUGACCUCGCAGAGAAAGGCUACCGAGCAUCAGCUCAUCUCGAGGACACGUUACGCAAAAUGGAGUUAGUGAAACCUUUGAGCGACUAUGAUGGUGCCUGGGAUAUCUACUUGAGAGAAGAUGGGAGCCGAAAGCGAGAAGGUGAUCUAGUAAUAAAUAUCGCCCUGGCAAACACUUUGCGUGCUAUAUCAGUGAAUGGUUCUGAUGAAUUCUACACUGGAGCUACGGCCCAAAAACUCAUCGAUGAGGUGGAGGAAUUAGGUGGUAUCCUAACCUUGCGGGAUCUGAGCUCUUAUUCAACAAGAUCGGGUAACGCCCUGACAUCCCCGAUCCGUGAUGGUAUGAUGUUACUAGCGCCCCCAUCGCCGUCUGGUGGUGCAGUACUGCAGUUCAUUGUCAACGUCAUGUCAUCAUUUAAUUUAACACGUGAAGACUUCCAACCCGGUCCGAACCUGGUGAGAACCUAUCAUCGAUUCCUGGAAGCCAGUCGCUUCGGCUUUGGUCUAAGAAGUAGGACUGGAGACGAAGAAACUCCUGGUGUACAACAGGCAUUAGAUGCACUCGCAUCUAUUGACUACGCCCGUGAAAUAGCGGCAUCCAUCCCUACUAACCGGGUGUACUCCACGAACUCAAGCUAUUACAACGUCAUGCCUCAAAUUACUACCACCCUAGGCGGUACGAGUCACGUGAACGUACUUGCAGCCAAUGGGGACGCAGUAUCCUCUACUACAUCAGUCAAUUACAGAUUUGGUAGCAAGAUUCGAUCAGGAUCCACCGGUAUCAUCUACAACAACGAAAUGUCAGACUUCAGCUAUGAUUCAGCCUCCCCAAAUUAUGCCCGGCCCGGGAAACGCCCUCUCUCGGCAAUGUGUGGGUCCAUCGUCAUCGACAGGGAAGGCCGCGUUCAGCUGGUCGAGGGAAGUGCGGGGAGUAAGAAAAUCAUCACAGUGAAUGCUUGGGUUAUUCUCAGCACGAUGCUAGGUGAGGUACCCCUCUCGCAAGCAGUAGAUGGAAAACUCAUACACGCUGAGCUUAGACCUGAUAUAGUUGAAAUAUACGAGAGUGGUUUCGAUCAGGACAUGAUUGACCAACUAACAACACUCGGCCACGACCUCACUGAGCAGAAAACAAUAUUCGCUGUUAUCCAGGCUAUCAUGCGAUCAGAUGACGAAAUACAUGCCUAUUCGGACCCGAGAAAAGGCGGGAAACCUGCCGGCUACUGAUACUAGGAGGGGGGAAAAGACGCCUGCACCCUGCCAUUUAAAUUUAGUUGAAUUUUAAGAAUGAUCGUUAAUGUGGAAUAUUUAUUUGAAAAAUGUUGGAGGCAAUUUCUAUCUCAUAAUUAUAAUCAAAGAAACACUACGCAUAUUUUAACGACAGGUUCAGGUGCUGAGAAAUAUUACAUUCCAUAUUGGUGCUGUAAUCCCAUGUAUUGGAUUCAAGACCAAUUUUGUUUAUCAAAUUUACAAUAAGUUCUCGCUUGGUGAAAUGUCAUGUAUAGCAGUGCAGUUUGCAAAGAGGUAUUGAACUAAAGAGGUAUUAGAUUUUUGUUUAAGUUACAAAAACAUGAGAUGUCAUGCUCCGUUUUCUUUGUUCAACCAAGGAGGAUAUCUCUUUGGUUCAACAUGAUUUUUUUUCUUCUCAGAGUUAAGGAUCUUUAUUCUAAUGACACAGAAAUUAAGCGGGAUGAUUGUCGAUCUUAAAGCAUAAAUACGGCUUUGGCAAUAUCCUUCUACACAAUCCUCAAUCCUUGCCAGUUACAAAGAAGCACAAAUUAGGAGAAGAUAUUAAUGUAGCACUAAUAGUAGAAGCAGUCGCAGAAGUAGGAGGACGAGGAGGGGGAGGAAGAGGAGGAAGAGCAGGAAUAAGAAUUACGAAGAA
Messenger RNA from Strongylocentrotus purpuratus (purple sea urchin), 2863 nucleotides. Its product is annotated as glutathione hydrolase 1 proenzyme. The record is from RefSeq and is a predicted model, not a curated record. Gene Ontology annotation, biological process: glutathione catabolic process. Gene Ontology annotation, molecular function: glutathione gamma-glutamate hydrolase. NCBI's taxonomy places the organism in Eukaryota, Metazoa, Echinodermata, Echinoidea, Camarodonta, Strongylocentrotidae. The transcript has 12 exons. The coding region runs from base 247 to 2205 and encodes 652 amino acids. Gene Ontology annotation, cellular component: plasma membrane.